GACGCAGCCCCGGCCCGAGUCACUGGCCGUCUGACAGCCAGGCCACUCACCCGACGUGGGUCUGAGCGCAGCCCCCAGGCCGGGGUGCAGGGUCCCCGCAGCCGCGGCCAGGACGCCCCUCUGCCUGCUGUGCACCUCAGCGUCCUGCCAGCCUCACCAUGAAGCGGGCUCUGGCUCUGAUGGGCCUGGCCUUCCUGUGUGUGCUCCGGGCUGGGGCCUCUCAGCAGACGGUGGACGACGCCUGCUCCGUGCAGAUCCUCGUUCCCGGCCUCAAAGGGGACGCUGGUGAGAAGGGGGACAAAGGCGCCCCAGGACGGCCCGGAAGAGUCGGCCCCACGGGAGAGAAAGGCGAUGUGGGCGAUAAAGGACAGAAAGGCGGCGUGGGGCGCCACGGGAAGAUCGGCCCCAUCGGCUCCAAAGGUGAAAAAGGAGAUUCUGGUGACAUAGGACCCCCUGGCCCUAAUGGAGAACCAGGCAUCCCGUGCGAGUGCAGCCAGCUGAGGAAGGCCAUCGGGGAGAUGGACAACCAGGUCACUCAGCUCACGGCCGAGCUGAAGUUCAUAAAGAACGCCGUUGCCGGGGUGCGGGAGACGGAGCAGAAGAUGUACCUGCUGGUGAAGGAGGAGAAGCGCUACGUGGACGCGCAGCUGGCCUGCCAGGGCCGGGGAGGCACGCUGAGCAUGCCCAAGGACGAGGCCGCCAACGCGCUGCUGGCCGCCUACAUCACGCAGGCUGGCCUGGCUCGCGUCUUCAUAGGCAUCAACGACCUGGAGAGGGAGGGUGCGUUCGUCUACGCGGACCGCUCGCCCAUGCAGACCUUCAGCAAGUGGCGCAGCGGGGAACCCAACAAUGCCUACGAUGAGGAGGACUGCGUGGAGCUGGUGGCCUCAGGGGGCUGGAACGAUGUGGCCUGCCACCUCACCAUGCACUUCCUCUGCGAGUUCGACAAGGAGCACGUGUAGGUGGGCCCCCCGCAUCUCCAGGGUCUGAAAGGAAAAACAGUGUUUCUGGGUAUUAUUCCUGAAGAACCUAACGUUUUACAACUUGUAGCCAGAAUGUUUGUUACGUAAUUACUCAGAAUUGCUCUUGGCUUUGUCCAAAGUAUAAAAUGACGUCUUUAAAUAUUACAACAGUUAAGUACGAACAAUGGUAGUGAGGUCUUAAAGGACUAUGUAUGGAAAAGCAUCCUCUUAACUUUAUCAUGCAUCUGUAAAUUAUAUUAAAAUAUAAGUUCCUUUUCUUUAUUAAUCAAGUAGAGACAAUUUUGCUUUGCUGCAAACCCAGAUUUCAAGAACAAGAAAAAUAAAGGCUCUA
Molecule: messenger RNA, 1314 nt
Organism: Dama dama (fallow deer)
Lineage: Eukaryota; Metazoa; Chordata; Mammalia; Artiodactyla; Cervidae
Gene: COLEC11
Product: collectin subfamily member 11
Exons: 7
Coding region: 159-962 (267 amino acids)
Source: RefSeq, a predicted model, not a curated record